Molecule: messenger RNA, 1445 nt
Organism: Daphnia pulex (common water flea)
Lineage: Eukaryota; Metazoa; Arthropoda; Branchiopoda; Diplostraca; Daphniidae
Exons: 3
Coding region: 101-1327 (408 amino acids)
Molecular function (GO): protein binding
Source: RefSeq, a predicted model, not a curated record
GUUUGUUUUGUUUACGAAACGUCAUUUAACGCUGCGGCUUGUUGCGAUCAGUGCACCCAUGUUAAACACUUGCGUGCUUGCGUGAUGAUCUUAUCCAGAAAUGUUGGAAAGUGAGCCAGAGAAGCGAAUUACAUCUACAGAUGUCACUCAGCAACUCAAACCAACCAAAAUGUCAAUCUUCAAUAAAGAUACCUAUCCAAGUGUUGAAGAAAUCAAAUUACUGAUUCAGGAAGGAAUGGAUAUUAACUUAGUAGAUGAAAAAGGACUGACUCCACUUCUACAUUUGGCAGAUCCGGAAAAGAAUGGCAAUGAAAAUUUGGUGGAAAUAGUUCGCAUACUAAUCCAGAAUGGGGCUGACGUCAAUUCUAAGAACAAAGACGGAAAGAAUGUUCUGCAUUUAUUAUGUGGACAUUAUCAAAAAGAAGAUCUAAUUGAUUUGAUAAUCCUUUUAAUUGAAAACGGAAUAGAUAUCGAUUCGAAAUCAUUUAAUUCAGAGAAUGCACUCUUUUAUCUAUUUAAAAGUGACGUAAAAAACGUCGUACGAGAUGAAAUUGUAAAACUGUUACUUCGCCAUGGGAUUCAGUUCAGUGAGAAAUACUAUAAAAUGCUACGAAAAAGCGGAAUGGAGAAAAGACACGAUCAAUUGAAUGUGCUUAAAUACAUGGCCAAAGAUGGAAUAACUUUUGGAUGGCAUCCUAAUUGUGGCAGCUGUUGUUAUAUUCUGUCAAUUGAGGAAAGUUAUCGAAAACAAGUGAUACACCACACAAUGCGUGAGGACACGUUCAUAGCCUACCAUAUGAUACUAGGGCAUUUAGAAAAAUGGGAGAAAUCCAAUGAAAAAUCUGCUCCAACUCAUCAGGAAGUACAAAAUACAGCAAAAAGAUUAUGUGAAAAGGCUGAAAAACACUUUCUUGCCCCUGAAGAUAAAGAAUGCUUCAAGACAAUGAUACAAAUUUCAAAAGAAGUUAAAACAAAAGAGACAAAUCUUUUUCAAUGCGACCAGUAUGAGCAUUACAUGAGAAGUUUGAAUCAUAUCGCUGGUUUACUCGGAGCUGAAAUAUCAAAGAAACAAAUUGAUUUUUAUUAUCUUCUUACAUUUGAUUACCCAUUGUUGCUGCCCCUAGAUAAAAAGGAUAACCCUGUUUUUGAAAAAGCACUAAGGGAAUGGGAUCAAAUACCUUUCACUUGGAUGCACAAGCCAGGAGAUGUCUACAGGGGAAAAGAAUUAAAAGAAGUUUGUAUGAUGGGCCUUUAUUCACCAUUGAAUGAUUCUCUAAAUUGUCACGGGCAACAACAGAAAAAUUUAAACAAACUAACAGUGAAUUAGAAUGAAAAAUACUGUUAGGGAUGUUAAGCUUGAUUUAAUGUGCCCUGUUGAAAUUGUUUUGAGAGUUUUGGGAAGAAGGAAAAUUUGGGGUUAUAAAAUACAUUUAUUUUAUUUCUCA